Messenger RNA from Salvelinus fontinalis (brook trout), 6747 nucleotides. RefSeq names its product phenolphthiocerol/phthiocerol polyketide synthase subunit C-like. Gene Ontology annotation, biological process: fatty acid biosynthetic process. The transcript has 7 exons. Gene Ontology annotation, molecular function: 3-oxoacyl-[acyl-carrier-protein] synthase activity; fatty acid synthase activity. The record is from RefSeq and is a predicted model, not a curated record. Bases 32 to 6349 code for a protein of 2105 amino acids. Lineage: Eukaryota; Metazoa; Chordata; Actinopteri; Salmoniformes; Salmonidae.
CAAGACUCAUGAGUUUCUGACAGGUGUAAAGAUGGAAGAUGCUGAGGACGACAUUGCUGUAGUGGGUAUUGGCUGCAAUUUCCCAGGAGGAGAGGGGCUUGACAGUUUCUGGAAGGUUCUAUUGGAGGGGAAGAACUGUACAGUGCCAAUCCCAACUGAGAGAUUUGACUGUUCCCAGUGGUAUGACCCUGAUGACAACAAAGUGGGGAAAUCGCGCACAGCGAAGGCUGCACUUAUUGAUGGGUUCAAUCAGUUUGAUCACAAGUUCUUUGGCAUCACUGAAACGGAAGUGGAACAAAUGGAUCCCCAGCAAAAAUACCUUCUUCAGUGUACGUACAGGGCUCUAGAAAAUGCUGGGAUACCAAUGGAGAAGGCCAGUGGGACCAGGACAGGGGUGUUUUUGGGGCUAAUGAACAGAGAUUAUGAACAAUCUGCUGGAAGUGUCAACCCAAAUAUAAUCAACCACUGCACCGGCACUGGACUAGCUAUGAGUUUAGCAUCCAACCGAGUCUCCUACGUCUUCAACUUCACUGGACCCUCAAUGUCCAUUGACAGUGCCUGCUCUUCAUCCCUUGUUGCACUUCAUUUUGCUUGUCAAGCCAUAAGACAAGGUGAUUGCGAGAUGGCCCUUUGUGGUGGUGUCAGCUGUAUCAUACAACCACGAGUCUUUGUCGCUCUCAGCAAAGCAAAGAUGAUUUCCCCUGAAGGCACAAGCAAACCUUUCUCCAGCAGAGCAGAUGGCUAUGGCAGAGGAGAGGGUUGUGGGGUUAUUCUGCUGAAGCCACUGAAACAAGCUCUCAAAGAAAAUGACCAUGUAUGGGGCAUCAUAAGAAAAACUGCUGUAAACCAAGAUGGCCGCACAGUCACUCCAAUCACCAAGCCAUCCAUGGUCCAGCAAGAGGAGCUGCUCCGCAGAAUCUACUCACAGUCUGACCUGUCAACUGUCCAGUACAUAGAGGCUCAUGGGACUGGAACUCCAGUGGGGGAUCCCAUAGAAGCAAGCAGCAUCUCCAAUGUCAUUGCCAAAGCCAGACCUCCAGGUUCCGAGACACUCCGCAUCGGCUCUGUGAAAGGCAACAUUGGACACACAGAAUCUGCAGCUGGAGUGGCAGGGCUAAUCAAGGUACUCCUAAUGAUGAAGCAUGAAAUCAUUGUCCCUUCACUGUUCUACUCUGAGGAUAGUGCCAGUAUCGAUGCUAAAGCCUUAAAUGUUAAGGUUCCCACUGAAGCAGAAAAGUGGGGAGAUUCUGUUGAAAGGGUUGCAGGGAUAAAUAACUUUGGUUUUGGAGGUACAAAUGCACAUGUUAUUGUCAAGCAACACAAGCAGUCACAGGUUUCUAGAAAGAGUGGUAGAAAAGCACACAAGUAUUUUGUCCUCUCUGCGAGUUCUGAAAAGUCUAUCAGUAUGAUGAUGGAGGACACAAUUCAACAGAUAGACAAAGACAACAAAGUUGAUUUAGAAGCUCUUGCAUACACUUCCGCUUGUAGGAGAAGUCACUUAAAACACAAAUACAAGAAGGCUUUCAGAACUUCCUCUCUGGUUGAUCUAAAAGAUCAACUCAAGUCUGCCCUGAGUAAAACUCCCUACCCCUCAUACUCAGAUCCAAGGUUAAUAUUUGUCUUCUGUGGUAAUGGUGUGACCUACCAAGGCAUGUGCAAGGAGCUCCUGAAACAUGAGCCUGUGUUCAGAGAGAAGAUCAGGGAGGUGGAGAUACUUUUCCAAAUGUUCAAUAACAUGAGCAUCUUAGAGAGACUUGAGAGUGAGUCUGAGAGUAAGGACUUUUCAAAACCAGAAGUUGUCCAGCCCCUACUCUUUGCCAUUCAGGUUGGCAUUGCCAGUCUCUUCAAGCACUGGGGCAUCAAACCAGAUGCAAUUCUUGGCCACUCUGUUGGAGAGGUUGCUGCUGCCCAUUGCUCUGGUCUCUUGUCCCUUGAGGAUGCAGUGAAGGUGAUCUAUUUCCGCAGUACUCUGCAGAGUAAGGUCACAGGAGGGAAAAUGCUUGUGGUCAGUAACAUGGCUGUGUCAGAGGUCUUGAACCUCCUUCCCCUCUACUUAAAUAAGGUUUGCCUGGCUGCUGCCAACAGCCCACAGUCCUGCACACUUGCAGGUGAUGCUGAUGCUAUAGACAGUCUCCAUCAAAAGCUAAGCAGUUCAGUCAAGAGUAAGAAUCUAUUCCUCCAUGUUCUAGACGUCCCUGCUGCAUACCAUAGCCAGAUGAUGGAUCCCAUCCUCUCCCAAAUAGAGGACAGUAUUGGCUCUUUACAGGUGAAUCAUGUUGAUACAGAAUUGUUCUCCACAGUGACAGGGAAGGAGGUAGAGCAGCCAGACUUCAGCACAGGCAAAUACUGGGCCAGGAACAUUCGAGAGCCUGUUUCAUUUGAACAGGCAGUGAGAUCAGCAACCAAAGACAAGAAGAAUGUGGUCUUUGUAGAGAUAGGCCCUAGAAGGGCUCUACAAAGGAACAUCCAGGAGACUCUGGGAAAUGACACCAUAGUUAUGUCCUCAGUGCAGCCAGAAAAAGAUCAUGAGACAAUGCUGACCACUGUGUCCAAACUGUUUGAGUCUGGGGUUCAGAUCGACUGGGAUCAAUUCUACAGAGGCUGUGAGGCAUCACCAACACAUUUCCCUGUGUAUCAGUUUGAUUCCACUCAGAGAGAUGUUAUCAUUCCUGCAUCAAAGAUAAAUACAGCAGGUACUCAUCCUGUGCUAACUCAGACAGGAAGUGAGGGCAAUAGCUUUAGCUGUGAUCUGUUUUCUGACUCAGUAUCUUACUUGCAUGAGCAUAAACACAAUGGUGUUGCCAUUGUCCCUGGUGCUUUCUAUACAGAGUUGGGUUUGUCUGCUUUCAUGUUAAGUGCCAAACCAAAAGUGCCACUCAACACACUGCAAAUCAGCAUCAGCUUUCAAAACCCAUUUGUUUUCACCAAAAAUGCACCAGAGAUGAAAGUGCAACUUGAACCAGCAGAAGACGAGACACAUAUUAAGAUACAUUCUUCCUCUUCAACCUAUGCAUCAGGCACAAUAGUGUGCAAGCAAGAAAGACUGGUCGAAGAGCAGAACAUUUCGCUGAGCUCUAUCUACAAAAGGUGCAAGUCAGUGGUGAGCUCUGAGGAGUUUUACAACGUAGGUCAUGGCGGGUUUCAGUACGGCACUGUUUUCCAAAACAAGGGUGACGUACACUAUGGUGAAGACUUUAAGGAGGCUUUUUCAGUUGUCACAGUUCCAGAGGAAUUGCUGUCUCAGUUGCAUGACUACUGUAUUCACCCUGUAGUUCUAGACUUCCUGAUGCAACUCGCUCCUGUUACAGUAGCACACGGAUUCUCUUCCAGGCCUGGGUUUCCUGCCAAAAUAGGCAGCUUGACAGUCUUUGAACCUCUGCAAAAGGAAAUGAUUGUUUAUGUGAGAGCAAUUGAUGUAGGAGUUGAUCACUUUGAAGUAUGUGGUUGCUUUACAGACAAAGAGGGAAGAAUGUUGGUUGAGCUUAAGCAUGUGAUGAUCAAGUACCUUGGGAGCCAUUCACGUGUUGUUGAGGAAUACUUCUUCCACAAUGACUUCAGGGUUGUCUCUGAGGAUAUCAAGUCCUCUCAGGCACGAAAGGCCUUGGUCUUUUCUGACCAGGUAGGAGUUUCCAAAGCCAUGCAGCCACACUUGAGCUCAAUGUCUAAAUACAUUCCCUUUGCACAUGCUAAGGAGUUCUUAAGCCGUGGAUUUCCCACACUUCUGGCAAACCUUAAUAUCUCAGAUAUCAAGAAAAACUUUGAAGAGGUCUUGUUUAUGUGGGGUGAUGAAGAACUCACUUCAGUCAAAACCGAGACUGUUCUGGAGAAUAUAGUAAACUGCUGUGAGAUUUUCCGUCAAAUAGUCCUGGAACUAAGGGCGAGACAUUUUCCAAACUCCAUCAGAGUAAUUACUUACCGGUCAGCAGAGAACACAGUGGACCGCAUCAGCCCAGGCUUUGUCCUCUCAGGCAUGACUAGAGCAUGUGCUGCAGAAAUGGCAGAUCUUUCCUUCCAGCUGAUUGACAUCAGCUCUGUCUCUACAGAGGACAUCAGAGCUCUGUCUGAGGUCUUAAAGUCAUACCCUUGCAGCAAAUACCAGGAGUUGGUUGUGAAAGAUGGGAUGAUUUUUAAAUCUGAUAUUGUGCAUACUCCCAUGGAAAGCAUUGAGAGCUCUGGGGGAAGUAUGCCCUCUUCAAUGUCCGAGGCAUGUAUCUUUCAGACGGCUGACCCCUACAGAAUGACUAGCUUGUCUGCCAUUAGCUGUGAGGUCAAGAAAAAGGACAUCCAGCAGAAAUCAGUUGAGAUUCAGCUCAGUAAGAUAUCUGUUCAUUCCUCAGACUACUUUCCUGUCAGUGUCUCUGAUCUGCACUUUGGCCAGACAAUUUACUGGAACAAACACACAUCUCAGAACCACCAGCUUUUGGCCCUUGACUUCAGUGGCACUGUCACAGCUGUAGGGAAAGAUGUGAGCAAACUGAAAGUGGGAGACCAUGUUGUCUCAUGCUACCCUGUUCUUGCAUCCUCUGCGAUCAUGAUUCCUGAAGCAGCAUGCUACAAAACAAAGAGGCUCCCAUUUCUAAAGGAGGCUCCAUGUGUGUCCUACUUUGUGCUGGCAUGGGAAAUCUUGUACAAAGCGUUAACUAGAGUCAAAGAACAGAGAAGGUUGGGGAUCAUCUCCUCUGUUCCUGAUUCUGGUCUGCUCAAGGUAUUAGCCCAAACAGCAAACAAAUCAGGAUGGAAUGUCAUUGUAGGGACACAGUGCAAUGGGCUGUUUGUAAAAGCUGAUAAAAUGGAUGCAUUUGUCCUCCUUCCGCCAUUUGACGAAUCUCUGUUGGCAAAAGCAGGCAAUUUCCCUGGUGUUAGACACAUUGUCAUUGUCUGUGAAUCCCAGUCCCAGUGCUUGCUGGCACAGAGCGUUUUCCAAAAUGUGAAGGAUAGUGUUCGAAUGCAAACCCUUCAAAUGUCCAGCAUCAUACAAAGGGGAUCACUCAUUGCCCAGAAGCCACACAUUUAUCGUUGGCUCAAGUCCAUGCAUUUGGACAGGAAGUCAUUUGUUCUGGAACACUCUACCUUUCAAAGGUUGACAUCAGGAAGCAUUGACUUCUUGCCUGUUGAGGAGUCUGAAUCGUAUUUUAGCUCAAAGACCCUGCCUGUUGUGGCACUAGGUAAAGAUGAUUCCAGAGGCACACUGUCCAAAAUUCCUUUGUUGCCUAAACCAAAUCAGCUUUUCCAAAAGAGUUCUAUGUACAUUGUCACAGGUGGCCUCACUGGGCUGGGAUUUGAAACUGUGAAAUUCAUUUCUCAGAAAGGUGGAGAGUACAUUGUCAUACUCUCCAGAAGUAGCCCCACACCUGACAUACAGCAGGAGAUCUGCAAUCUGGAGAAGAAAUACAGUGCCCAUAUCAUAUGUAUGGGAUGUGAUGUCUCUGUUUCUGAGCAUGUGCUCAGAGCGAUUGGUCUCAUUGGCAAGAAGUUUCCCUCUUGUCCAAUCAGAGGAGUGUUCCACAGUGCAGUUGUCCUGCACGAUGGCCUGAUUGAAACCCUUGACAAAUCUCUGUAUGAGAAAGUCCUGAAGCCCAAAGUGAAUGGGGCUUUGAAUCUACACCAUGCCACGAAACACUGCAAAUUGGAUUACUUUGUGUGCUACUCCUCUGUUGCAGCUUUCAUUGGCAAUGUCUCACAAACAAACUAUGCAGCAGCCAAUUCAUUCCUGGACAUAUUCUGUCAUUAUAGACGGAAUAUUGGACUAGCUGGGCAAUCCAUCAACUGGGGGCCUUUGAACCUUGGUCUCUUGCUGAACAAGGAUCAUUUCCAAAGGUUUCUUGAGGCAAAGGGAUUGAUGGUGAUGGAUGUUACAGAGAUUCGCGAAAGUCUGGAACAAUGCCUCCAGCUAAACAAACCUCAACAGGCUAUAUGCAAGUUCAAUUUCAAAAACAUGAAGUACAAUGUCAUGUCUCAAAAUGCCUCAUUGACCAUGCGUAUGACUGCAUUAGUGGAAGAGGCAAUGCAAAAAGCCAAAUUGAAAGAGUCCCGGUCUGGACAUAAUGCUGCUUCCUCCUCCCCAAGUGGUUAUAUCAGAUCUGUACUCAGUGAAACAAUCGGUGUUGACAAGAAUGAGUUGAAUGAUGAUUCUCCUCUCUCUGCCUUAGGCAUUGACUCAAUGUUAGCCAUGACUUUGCAGAACCUGAUCUUUCAGGAGAGGGGAGUGAAUGUGCCACUGGUUAAAUUGCUGGACCCAAACAGCACACUGUCGACAUUGAUAUCAAACCUGAUGGAGGGCACUGCGGGUGAAUCCCAGAAUGAUGACCAGAAAGAGAGCAUGAUAGAUGACAUGUUCACAAGACUAUAGAGAUUUCAAAAGCUGAAAAUUGAAAAUAAAGAUGUAGAUAUCCGAUUUUCCCAUUAUAUUUGCAUGUUUGAUCAGAUAACAUUUAGAAACAUUACACAUAUCAUGAAAACAAUACUAGCACAAGACUGCAAUUACCUUUGGCAUGACCUGGUCCUCACAUAACAUUAUAACAAAGGUAAAUAUGUUGUUAAUUAUCACUAAAUGUAAUAAUAUUUGUUGAAGAUGUUAUGCAAUGUUUUGGUAGUAUUAUCAAAUAUAUUUUUCUUUCAAUUUUAGAAUGUGUUUUUUUCAUGUUUAUAAGUUUGGAUCUUGUUGUAUUCUUAUAUUAAUCUUAACCACAUGUGCUAAUGUGUACUGUAUUUCAUUGUAUUAUUCUAAAAUGUCAAAUAAAAUUGUAU